GGAUCACAUCUCUGACAGCUCUCAGAGAGUGUGAAGACGGAGAGUUGCGAGUGUGUGACGUGUGUGAUAUGGGAACUGUGGUGCCUGUGUAUGCACGUCAGUGAUACUACACAUAAUAUUACAUUAUGUUGGAGAAACCGUCCAGCGCGGAUAACCAGUUAUCCAAAGAAGAUUAUUUAAUAAUGAGAGCUAAGCAGGCGAUGUCGGUCGACAUUUACGCCGCUAAAUCCUGGCUGAUCACCGCGAAAUCUCUGUUUCCUCAUAGCGCCAAAGUUCAGUUUGAGGCGUAUCGUAUCGAGAAGCUGUCGAAAAAUGUGAAGGAGGCGGCCAAGUGCUUCAGCGAGAUAUUCGAAAAUUUUCCGGACGAUCGCGAAAUAUGGAAAGAGAUAGAGACGGUAACAACGUGUCUUCGCUUGGAACAGUGCGACAGCGAGGCCGAAUUCCUGUGCCAGAUGUUUCAACAUAUCCCGCAGGAAUUGCAGCACAGGUUGCUCGUGAUGACGGCGGAUCACAGCGAGGACACGAUGGAGCAUUGCAAAUUGUUGCUGCUGCUGCUGCGCAAGUUUCCUCUGACCGUAGCGACUCACGGACCACGUUUGGUGGAGACCCUGUUAACCGCGGAGAAACACAGUCAUCCAGGCCGAGCCGUGAAUGGUUUCAGAAGAUUGUUGGCGUGCGACGCGCUGCCGUUGCUCGGCGGUGCCGUAGUAGAAUUGAACCCUCGUCUCAGCUUACGACUGUUAUGUAAGGCGGUGGAAUUUUAUUUAGCGUACAUACAACAGCCGCAGGACACGCAAAUUCCAAACCCGUGGGACAGGCUGUUCCAAAUCGUGGAGCUGAUGGGCAAGAAAUUGGGAUGGGAGUUGGGCAGUUUAUUCGCUACGCCUUGGAACCGUGAAACGUACAGCGAUAGACUGCAACAGUACGCGAUUGCGCAUAGCACUGGUCUGUGCGACGAGCCCGUUGUCAGGCAAUUAUUGAUGUGUACAAUUGUAGUAUUAUUAAGAAUACUAAACGAGCAUAACACUCUCAUUGCUAACGAAGAGACCACGUAUUGCCUCGUAGAGGCUUUUGGAGACUGCGUAUAUUCCGCCGAGCCCAAGUUGAAAAAGCGGAAGCGAGAUGAUAACGCCGUCACGAUAAUAACUAGCGACAGUGAUUACAAUGGCAGUGGCCUAGCAUUGGCGGUGAAGCUGUGGGAUUUGCUACACAGCAAUGACUAUCUUCAGAGAGAAAUAACCAAACUGAAUCAACAAUUGCGGCUAGAUAAUUGGCUGAAUCUCUUCUUAACGGACUUAGCAAUGUAUAAAGGUUUAUAUCACGAAGUGUUGACCAGAUUAACAGAGGGAAAUAAUUUAUCCUCUAAUCUUCGUUCGGCCAGUACAUGCUUCUUUUUGAAAGAUUACAAGGGCAUGCUGGAAUAUAUUGUUUUGGUAGUAAACUCGUUGCCCACUGCGUCAGGCAAAGUAUCUCACAAUCUGACAGCCCCAAGCACGAGGCAUUUACAUUACUUGACUCUCGCCCGUUUUCCUAUUUUACAAUACUGUUGCAGAUUGCUUCUUUUAGCGCUAAAGAAAAACUUCUCUUUACCUGGGAGUAUUCGGGACCUGGCUAUUGGUAACGCAUUGGUCCUUAUGCAGAUAGAUUGGCCACAAGAAGCUAGUAUUUUAACUACAAUAACUGAACGAAUUCUCAAUCGUGGAAGCUUCACUUAUCCAUUAUUCCAAGAUUACUUAAUAUGUGUAGAUAUUUUAGAAGAAUUAACGUAUUUAUGGACUGAACAUGGCGGAGGAGUAUUACUGGACCUAACGGCAGCAGCGGGGAUUAUACAAAGCCGCCGCAUCACAACUCGCGGUGCUGAUAAAGGAGUACGCGAGGAAUUGAAGCAAGCCAUGCGUCGACAAGCCGCACGGGACGGUAUCGAACCUUUAGAUGAACUGUUGCAAAAGUUUAUUAUCAACGAACAAGACGUUAUUCUGCAUAGCUUAUUCAUCCAAUGUCCAAUUAGUUCAUCCAAAUCAAAUUAGUUUUGAGUCUCACCAUUUGUAGCGUGUCAUAACUUGUACAAUAUUUUUACAUCGAAUCUUUCGAAACAAUUCCUAACACAUGCAAUCCAAUCCAUAAUAAUUAUGUGACACUUGGUAAAUUAUUUAUGAAGAUUUUAUAAAGUAUAAUAUACAAAAGUUUAGAAAACAA
Messenger RNA from Vollenhovia emeryi, 2196 nucleotides. RefSeq names its product integrator complex subunit 10 (gene IntS10). Lineage: Eukaryota; Metazoa; Arthropoda; Insecta; Hymenoptera; Formicidae. The record is from RefSeq and is a predicted model, not a curated record. The transcript is spliced from 8 exons. Gene Ontology annotation, biological process: snRNA processing. Gene Ontology annotation, cellular component: integrator complex. Bases 126 to 2027 code for a protein of 633 amino acids.